This is a messenger RNA of Solea solea (common sole), 3265 nucleotides long. RefSeq names its product TM2 domain containing 2 (gene tm2d2). The coding region runs from base 112 to 804 and encodes 230 amino acids. NCBI's taxonomy places the organism in Eukaryota, Metazoa, Chordata, Actinopteri, Pleuronectiformes, Soleidae. The record is from RefSeq and is a predicted model, not a curated record. The transcript has 4 exons.
GCGUGAAAGAAGAAUGCGAAUAAGAGGAAGAUGGCUGCCCAAACAAACUCUCGUCCAUAAAUGUCGCUUUUCAACCAUGACUGGUUUGUUGGCGGAGACUGAAACGACGCGAUGAUUUCAGUGAGUUAUAUUCUGCUGUGCGGGCAGUUCUUCCUGCUGCUCGCCGUCAUUUUCCUACAGUGUCUGGAGGGAAUUCACUCCCAGAACUCAUCGACCGCGGAGCCUCUAGCUUCUGCCUCCCCGGGCCAGGGAGCCACCGGGCUCCCCUUCAGCGAGCAGCCUCCGAGUCCCGGCGUGGAGAAAUACGACAUACCGGCGGAAAGUGACAAUGAAACGGAGAGAUUCGAGUACAGACCCCCGUCACCUGUCGUCCUCUGCAGCUAUCUACCCGAGGAGUUCAUCUUCUGUCAGGACCCUGUGGAUCAUGCAGGGAACUACACAGCCCUGCAGGAGAUGGGACACGGAUGUGCCGGGUGGGGUGGCCAGACUCAGAAAGAAGUGAACACCACUUAUGUCAUAUGUACUGCACUGGAUGAUAUAGAGUGUGCGGGACCCAGAGAAUUCCAACGAGACGGCGUCCCCUGCAUCAAAUACACCGGACACUAUUUCAUCACCACACUGCUGUACUCCUUCUUCCUGGGCUGCUUCGGUGUCGACCGCUUCUGCCUGGGUCACACCGGCACCGCCGUCGGGAAGCUGCUCACUCUGGGGGGUUUGGGGAUCUGGUGGUUCGUGGAUCUGAUCUUGCUCAUCACUGGCGGCCUGAUGCCCAGCGAUUACAGCAACUGGUGCACGUACUACUGAGACCCACAGCAGAGAGGGUGAGCAUGAUGGACCACAAGGUCCUUAAAACGUGACCUCAGUCUGCUGUGGUUCUGAGUCUGGGAGCUGGUUCUGUUCUGAGAGGGAAUGACGGAGUCCAAGGACCGGCUGAGGAUUUCUGCCUGUUACUCCGAGUGUCUGAGGAAAAUGACUUUAUUUAAUUUAUUCAUUUUGAUAUAAAGAUUGACCGAUUAAUCGUUUUAGCCGAUUAAUUGAUUCCAGCUAGUAGCACAUCUAGCACAAACCAUAAUUCUGUGGCUGUAUUUGUUCAUUUAAAGACUUUUUUUUUGCUGUAAAUGUGUGAUUUUUCUCCCUUUUUAAUAACAAAAACAACAGUUUAAAGACUCCAUGAUAUGAGAAGAUGUAGAAGCUGCUGCUAAGAGAUGCAUUCAGUGAACCUUGUUCAUUUCUAAUUCACUUAAGCAAAUAUGGUUGCAGUCCACUGAUAGACACCUGUUACUGAUGCAUUCAAGGAACUUUGUAAAUUCCAUCCUUUCCGCAGUCCACUGCUUGUUGUGCUCGGUAAAACAGGCACAAGUAAUGUGGUGGAUUGAUCUGAUAACAGAAGUACACAGAACCAGUACAUCAAAAAGUAUAAAAUUACCUUGUGCAUUGUUAUAUAUUCAUGUUUUAUAUUAAACAAAAUGGACCCCAAAGUUCUUACAUUAAUGCAGUGAUUCCUAAAGUCUGGGAUGGGAGUGGGAGUUUUUGUUUUUGCGGUCCUCAGGAACGCCCUGUGAUCCCAGAAAUUCAGAGUUCCAAUUUUUUCAAUCCAUGCUGUAAUCAUUUGUUGCGUUUUUUGAAAUUUUUAACAUUUUCAUGAGUAUUAUUAUUGCAAACUUUCUUGGAACGUCACAUUGUCAUUUCCGAGGUUUUUUUAAAGUGGGAGACUGCCUUUAAAAAUCAACCAAAUUGGUCGACCUUUACUUUGACUUCGAAAUCAAUGUUUUUGAUGGAUUUACAGCUCUCACCGGGUCGAGCAAUAAUCUCACAGAAGCCUCUGACAGUUGGUCUGAGCCAUAGUCUUAGUUUAGGAGUGAAAUUCCACUUUUUGGAUGAAGUCGUUGAAAACUCGUGGAAGUUAUCUUUGAACGUUUAUGCCAUCGCCUCUGGGCAUCGUCCUGAACCGGGUUUUCAUCACUUCUUUCCUUCAAAUUGCCCAGAAGCCCAGCCUUGACUCUUCAAUGUCUUCUUCUUCUGCUGCUCGAGGCGCUUCUUCUCCAUUCUUUUUUAUUUUCUCUUGUUGUCUCUCAUGUCUUCCGGCUAAACUGAUUAAAAUUACAGCCACAAGCAAGUUGGAACACAGAGCCACAGAUGGAGAGCGACGACGUACAGUAACUCACAUUGACGAGCUGGGGAAAGCAGUAAAUUCCUUCCUUUAACAUAAAAUGAUAACAAAGCUGUGUGGGAACGUUUCCCUCCAGGCUUUCUCCAAAAGUCUGCAACUCAAAUCAAAUUUUUUUUAGUGGUUUUAACAAGAAAUGAAUACACAAAUCUUUAUCUGUAACGUUGAAUUUUGUGUCUUUAUGUGAACACAAGGUUUUAAUUGUGUGUUACAUAAAGGCGCCAUAAAAAUGCCUUCUAAGUUUUGCUAUAUGUGGCACGAUAUCACUUUUUUUUUGUCUCCGAUACCGAUAUCACAACCAUGAAGAUCUGCCGAUACUUGUACGAUACCGACCUUUUGAACUAUGAAGCCGUUAACUGAUGCGUUUGUGCAUUUCAUGCAAUUGCAACGCUGAUUUGUAUUUACAUUUUCACAAUCUGUGCAAUACCUCGGAAAUUCCGAUUUGUAUCGCGUUCUUUACGUUUUAAUUUGGCCAAAAUCCGAUCCACUGAUUUUUGCAUCAGUCGUUGGGAAGCUUUAAAGCUGUAGUACGUAACUUACGGUGAUGUUGACGUUGUUCUGCCUCCGUUUGAUCUUUCGUGAACAGAAAUGAUGUUAACGUCGCGUGUUGACUGCGUCGUUCGUUUUAAACAGGCUCUGUCAAGCAAAACUAUCAGACCUGACUGAGGUAGCGUUUGUGUGUAUACUGCAGCAGAGCAGGGGCAGGCGGGGGACAAGGAGCAUCUGUCCCGUGUGUUGAAUUACCCUUUUUUUUUUGAGCAGUAGAAUUUAACUUUUGUUGGCAGCUUCAUCAUCAUUAGGGGAGCUGCUAGUCAACUGUGUUAGCAUUUUUUUUGGAAUUACUACCUUUUCUGAAGCAAAGUUUUGUCUGACAUUGCUUUCUUAAAUCCAACCAUCCUGUCUUUUUUGUAAAAUACUGUACAUAACAUUGAUCAGACCAACAGUAACUUGGUUUUUAUUUGCAUAAACCUGCUCUACUAUUUAUUAUUGUUUUAAAUCACGCCUGUACCGGGAGUGUUGGAGACUUCCUCGGCUCUCGUGUGUAUUGUUUAGUUUUUUUUUAUUUCUCAUGGAAAUAAAAGCAAACUUUUAAAAACA